AUGGCAGAAUUUCCUCCAGCCAGUCUUCAGCCACUUAUCCAGGAAGUUUUCGAUCUCCUGAAAGCCCGGAAUGAAACUAUCUCCGUUGCUGAAACAGCUGCAGGCGGUCUCAUUUCCGCUUGUCUCCUCUCGGCACCAGGAGCAUCAGCCAUCUACAAAGGCGGGCUCACUGUCUACACCCUAGACUCUCGCAUUGCGUUUGCGGGCUGGACACCAGAAAACAUGAGAAACUACAGCGGGCCAACGGCUGAGAUUGUUGCCAAUAUGGCCGACCAUACCCGACGCACGUUGGGCUCGACUUAUGCAGUCAGCGAGAGUGGUACUGCUGGACCAACGGGGGGAACGACAAGGAAUCGGACCCCUGGUUAUGUAGCGGUGGCUGUAUCGAGUGCCAAGGGGCAAGUUACGCGAGAGGUUGAGACGGGCAGUAAUGAUCGUGCAGAGAAUAUGGUUGCGUUUGCCCGGGAAACUUUGGUCCUAUUGAGAGAUGUACUUUCCCAAGUUGAGUCUCCAUCUCUGUAA
Messenger RNA from Penicillium argentinense, 522 nucleotides. Its product is annotated as CinA family protein. The record is from RefSeq and is a predicted model, not a curated record. The transcript is spliced from 3 exons. The coding region runs from base 1 to 522 and encodes 173 amino acids. NCBI's taxonomy places the organism in Eukaryota, Fungi, Ascomycota, Eurotiomycetes, Eurotiales, Aspergillaceae.